Molecule: messenger RNA, 2452 nt
Organism: Cynocephalus volans (Philippine flying lemur)
Lineage: Eukaryota; Metazoa; Chordata; Mammalia; Dermoptera; Cynocephalidae
Gene: MTNAP1
Product: mitochondrial nucleoid associated protein 1
Exons: 6
Coding region: 429-2192 (587 amino acids)
Source: RefSeq, a predicted model, not a curated record
AGCGAUUAGGAGCUUCGGCGAAGAGAGGACCUCCUUGGAGGUGUCCCGAGCUUUCGCCUGCUCACAGCCAGGAGGUGGGGGACAUAGUAUAAAAGUCAAGCCAGGCUUAAAAAAAAAUUAAGCUAUGUCAUAAUAUGCAUAAGUACUUAGGUUGAAUCCCUGUGAGGUAAAAAUUUUUAAAAAAAAAUAGGCGAAACCCCUCAGGCAGUGGUGCAGACGGCCUGCGGCGGGCGCCGGCACCGGGGGUUGGGGAGGCGCUCGAGGGCUGCCCCGGGGGGCUCGUCGCUGGGGCUCCUGGACUUUCCCAUCUUCUGAGGCUGACAUUAAAGCUUCCGUCUGCCAGACUCGGAAACGGUGGUCGGGAAGCAUGGGGAUCCGGGAGAGACCACCGCAGGAUUAGUGUCCUCGGACAGGAGCUCUGGAAGAGAAUGAGUGAUAUUCCACCCAGAAUGGAAGUGUGUCCUUAUUGUAAGAAGCCAUUUAAACGAUUAAAAUCCCACUUGCCCUACUGUAAGAUGAUAGGACCAACCAUACCUGCUGAUCAAAAAGUAUAUCGGUCCAAGCCAGCUACACUCCCACGUGCUAAAAAAAUGAAGGAGCCAAUGAAAGAUGUAAUUAAAGCUAAAGGGAGAGAGUUAGAGACAGAGAGUGAUGAAAGAAAUACUAAGUUGAUAAGGGACAAACCAGAACAGACAAAUAAAUCCUUUCCACUACUGGCUGUUGGUUUAGAAACAUCAAGUACUAAAAAGGCAGAUAAAGACAUCAAGAAUCAAAUUCAGCUCUCCUUCAAAAUGUCAAAAAUAAUAGAACCAAAGAUUACUUUCCAUGGAGAAACUAAGUCUCAGUGUCAUGCAUCAGAGAACAUUUCUCCUAAAAGAGAACUUGCCAAAAAUUUGCCUAAAUCAGAGGAAAGUAGAUGUACUCCUUCAGAAACUGAAGCAUCUUUACUGGUUGGCUCAAUGGAACCUUCUUUGUCAAAUCAAGAUAGAAAAAAUUCCUCAGCCAUACUGAGUGAUGUACAAACCACUUCUGUUAAUCUGAAAUUGGACAAAACUGAUCCCCAAAGACAGGAACCUCUAGGAAAAUUACUAGAUUCACCUACUGGUGAUUUCCAUAGUUCUUCAAAGAACCUCAGGGAUGAGGUUAAAAGAGUAAGCACACCAAUGUCCAGCAAUGAGAGCGGUUCCAAAGUUAGGGAUCAUCUCUCCGAAGUCCCUACUGAUCUUAGAGUCACUGAGACUAAGGAAAAGAGCACAGAACAAUUCAUCUUAGGCCUUAAAAUUAGCCCGUUAGGUAAAAUCCAAGUCAAGGAGAACCAAGAAGAAGGACUUAGUCUUAGAUUAGAGGCAUGUGGGAGCAGCAGAAAUGCACAGAAAAUCGAGUCUGCAACAGAAAUGCAAGAAUGGACUUUCAUGCAUCAUGUGCCCAAGAACUUGAGUACUGAUGAGGCAACCACAGAGAAGAAAUCUCAGGGUGAAGGUGCACAUUUCAACUUGUUCACUCCAAGGGAGACAGCUUACAAUAAAUUUCUUCCUGUGUCGCAGUCAAGUAAUCAAAGUCUUGCCUCUUUGGGUAUAAAAUUUCUCCAAGAAGAGAAAGCACAAGUUUGCAGUCAUAAUCCUAUUCCUGAUAAAAAAGCAUUUAUGGAGAGUAAGAGACAAGCUUCUGUGGAACCCAAAUCUGGCUGUGAGUCCCAAGCAUUGCAUGCUGGGUGCCAGCGAUCUUCACAUUCAGCCCAGCAUCACAUAUCUAAAAACCCCUUCGUCAGUCAUGUUGCUGUUGCUGACAGGAAGAUCCUUCCAAGCUCCAUGGGGCUGGAGUGGUUUCCAGAGCUCUAUCCUGGUUAUCUUGCACUAGGGGUGUUGCCAGGGAAGCCUCUGUAUUGGAACGCAGAGGCCCAGAAGCCUCAGCUCAUCGGUUCCCAGGGGGGAAGACAAGUUCCUUUGUUGGAAAGAAGUUCGACUGAUAAAAGGAGUUUGGAACCCCCGACCAGGCUUACAACCUCCAACUUUUCUCUAAUGAGGCUCUUGGGAGCUGUACAAAAAGGCUGGAUCAGGGGCAGCACCGCCAUAAAGAAGAGUGGAGUUGGUGGCAUCACAGUAUUCUUGACGGGAUCCUUCAUCUUUUGUUGUAGCUGGAGUUUCAGGCAUCUGAAAGAGCUACGGGACGCCCAGGCUACUCUCCAUCCUUGAGAAGAUUUACAGUGAAGGUUCUGCUCCUGAAGGCUGGAAGUAUUCACAGGCAUGCCUGAACACCCUGGUUGUAACUCACACACGGCCUGUGUAAAACCAUGGUGCUGCCCGCUUUAGUUUAAUCCUGAAUAAUAAUACCUGAAAUACUGAGUUUACUGGGGAAAGUGUAUUUUUUUCUACUACACACUAAAACAACUAGGCAUGAAAAAUAAAAUUAUUUUGUUGUAGGCUAUUUUACACUUUAUGGAAAACCUACAUAU